This is a messenger RNA of Anoplophora glabripennis (Asian longhorned beetle), 861 nucleotides long. RefSeq lists its product as uncharacterized. Bases 74 to 529 code for a protein of 151 amino acids. The transcript is spliced from 3 exons. The record is from RefSeq and is a predicted model, not a curated record. NCBI's taxonomy places the organism in Eukaryota, Metazoa, Arthropoda, Insecta, Coleoptera, Cerambycidae.
CUGGGUUCUUCAGUUGGUACUCGAAAGUUCACCGAAGUGGUCUUCUUGGAGGUCAGCAGUUCCAUAAAAAAAAAUGAAGUAUUUCGUGGUGUUCGCCGUUUUCCUAGCCCUCGCCUAUGCCGCUGAGGAGAAGGCCGACGCUGAGAGGCCCAAGACUUUCAAGAGGCUGAUUCCCGCCGACGUUCUCAGAGAUUUCCCCGGCAUGUGCUUCGCUUCCACCAGAUGCGCCACCGUAGAACCGGGCAAGACCUGGGAGCUGCACCCCUUCUGCGGCCGCUCCACCUGCGUGGUGUCCGAAGACAAACCCCCACGUCUCUUGGAAUUGGUUGAGGACUGCGGACCACUUCCCCUGGCCAACCCCAAGUGUAAACUCGACGAAGAUAAGACCAACAAGACCGCCGCUUUCCCCGAAUGCUGCCCCAUCUUCACCUGCGAGGAGGGCGCCAAGCUGGAAUACCCCGAGAUCCCCACCGUGGCCCCAGUACCCGAAGACGCCUCAGCCGAAGCCUCGACCACCCCCAAGGCUUGAAUGAUUUUUUAAUUCUUUACUAAUUUAUUCACUUUUUUUCUUUUUUUUUAUUUGUUUUCGUUUUCUUCUCCCUCCCGUGAUCCGCCCUCUUCCUUACUUUGCAGUUAAAAUAUUUGGCGUUAAAAAAAAUGAGAUCUGAGCAUAUUUAUUUUUUCCGUCUUUAAACGCUGAUCUUCAACUGUUUUACUCUACUCUGAACGCUUCAUGAAAUUUCUCUCUUAGUGAUCGUAGUCGAACAACUAAAGUAGGUCUAUAAAAUGUGAUACAAUCUAUUUUUUUUUAUAUGAUUUUCCGGUUCAUAUUUUUAUAUUACAAUUUUCUUGUGUGAUUGU